UUUCGAACCAACAUGUUUACUGUCGAAAUAAACGAGAGUUCAUUCUGAUUCCUAUAUACGAAUAUUUGACAUUUUUGGCAGUGGGCUGAUUUUUGAUAAAUUAACUGACAGCUGUUAUCAAGCGGUUGACUUUUUCGAAUUAUCUGGAGAAAUCUCUCCAUAUUAUUGAGUGAAACUGUAGUAGUGGUUGAAGACAGCACCGAAAAAGGUAAUUCAGAAAUGGAUAAAGAAUUGUUGAAAAGUGCAGCAGAGAAACAAUCAAAACGAAACUGUAAUGCAGUUAGAAGCAGUAGACGAAAUAGGACAGAGUUAACAUUUGAUGGAACAGAGAAAAGGAAACGUAGCUCCAAUUUCCAUUCACAAGAAAUAGAAAGCUUACUGUCUCUGAUCGAUGAGGAAAAAUCCAUAAUUGAAUGCAAAAAAACCGAUCAAUUAACAAACAGCUACAAAGAUCGAAUAUGGAACAUUGUCUCGCAAAUUUUCAACCAGAAGAAUACAACGAAAAGAUCCGACAAACAAUUGAGAAGUAAAUGGGAAACUUUGAAGAAAAUUGCCAGAAAAGAAUAUGCAUCAGGCAGUUUAUCGCAGAUAUCCGGCAAAGUGUUGGAGAUUAUGCUGUCUUGUGGAGAACCUUGUCUAGAGACCCCAAAAUCAGAGAUUCAUUUGAAGUUCAAAGAAGAACCUUAUUUCGACGAUGUUGAGAAAAGUACAGACGAACAUAGUGAUGAUUGGAAUCAGGAAAUUGAUCACGGAAAAAAUUCAACAGUUUUUCAGAUGAAAUCAGGGAACCAGCCUUCAACACAGAGAAAAAUCAUCAGUAGCUCUGAAAAUUCAUUAGAAGUGAAUAAUAUUAACCUUUCAAGAAGACCAAUAGCAUCUGUGGUUAUGGAAACUAACCUCGCAGAUCCAGAACUUUGUAAUAUGCCCACAACACCUCAAAUAGAGCAGGAAUCAAACAGCACGAAGAACAAGGCCACGCAGUGCGAUCCUCAAGAAUUGGGAAAAAACACGAAGAAAAAGCUUCGUUAUAUUGAUACAAGUUUUCAUAACUUCGGAAAAAUAUUCUUUAAAGAAGAAAAUAAGAGGAAGAGAGAUAAGCAUCAGUUGGAGAUGGAAAUUUUGAAAGUUGAAUUGUCUAUAAAGAAGAGGCAGUUGGAGAACCUUAUAAGUUGAUAUAGUUAAUGCUACUUGCAUUUUGUCAUGAUUUUUUGAAAUGAUUUUCAAAUAGUUGAAUGAAAUGUUAUUUCUGAAAUUCAAUAAUGAAGACAU
Molecule: messenger RNA, 1269 nt
Organism: Harmonia axyridis
Lineage: Eukaryota; Metazoa; Arthropoda; Insecta; Coleoptera; Coccinellidae
Exons: 7
Coding region: 220-1173 (317 amino acids)
Source: RefSeq, a predicted model, not a curated record